Messenger RNA from Cryptotermes secundus, 2488 nucleotides. RefSeq names its product palmitoyltransferase ZDHHC2. The transcript is spliced from 8 exons. Gene Ontology annotation, molecular function: protein-cysteine S-palmitoyltransferase activity. The record is from RefSeq and is a predicted model, not a curated record. Gene Ontology annotation, biological process: synaptic vesicle maturation; protein targeting to membrane; peptidyl-L-cysteine S-palmitoylation. Lineage: Eukaryota; Metazoa; Arthropoda; Insecta; Blattodea; Kalotermitidae. Bases 212 to 1120 code for a protein of 302 amino acids. Gene Ontology annotation, cellular component: Golgi apparatus; endoplasmic reticulum.
UUUUCAUCUAUGUAGGACAUCACACAACAGCACAGUCCUGUCCCGUAGUUAUGUAGUAAUCUGCUCUCGUCCGUGAACAAUAAUCUGUGGUUGCAAAUAUGUUACGUUAGUAAUCCGUGGUUAGGAUUAGUCAUUAGUGAAAUCAUGGGAAGGUGAUUGAGGUAGGAAAGUUGUUGAUGGAAGAAAUGACGUUUUCCAGUUAUCGGUAAUAAUGGCUUCGUGUUCCGAGGGAAGCAGAAGACCAAGAGGACCAUGUGCAUGGUGUGUCAAUGCUGUAAAAUGGAUUCCAGUGAUAUUUAUUGUGACUAUUAUAAUAUGGUCUUACUAUGCUUAUGUGAUUCAGUUAUGCUCACUGACUGUGACAAACAAUGUAGAAAGAGUUCUGUACCUCAUAGGAUAUCACAUCCUGUUUGCAGUUUUUAUGUGGGCAUAUUGGCAAACAAUUUUCACAGAAAUUGGCAGAGUUCCUGUGAAGUUCAAAAUGCCGAAAGCAGAAUUGGAGAAGUUCGAGCAAGCUGAGAAUGAAGAGGCUCAGAGGCAGAUUUUAGAGCGAUUUGCACAGGAUCUUCCAAUUACAAAUCGUACUGUCACUGGAGCAAUUCGAUACUGUGAAAAAUGUCAGCAUGUUAAACCAGACCGAGCACAUCAUUGCAGUGUGUGUGGAGAAUGUGUUCUCAAAAUGGACCAUCAUUGCCCUUGGGUCAACAAUUGUGUAGCAUUUACAAAUUAUAAAUUCUUCGUUCUGUUUCUGGGAUAUGCUCUCCUGUACUGCCUCUUCAUAGCAUUUACAACACUGUCAUAUUUCAUAAGUUUUUGGAAGGGUGACCUGCAAGGGAUUGGUCGCUUCCACAUUCUUUUUCUGUUCUUCGUUGCAGUCAUGUUUGCAGUUAGUCUUGUCUCUCUGUUCUGCUACCAUUGUUAUCUUGUACUCCGAAAUAGGUCAACAUUAGAGGCCUUCAGGGCACCCAUAUUUCGUACUGGUGCAGAUAAAGAUGGGUUUAGUUUAGGGAAGUACAACAAUUUCCAAGAAGUCUUUGGAGAUGAUAGAAAAACAUGGUUUUUACCUAUUUUUACAAGGUAUUAUCUAGUAGUGGUUGCUAUUCACAAAGUCAGCACUUAGCAGUGGAUCUAUACACCACAAUACAUAGGUCUUCCAUGUGGUCCUCUCCCUUCAGAUUCUUCAACUAAGAAAAAAAACUAUUUUUCUACCUUUCCCAUGAUCUGAUUUGGUCACCCUAAUAGUGAAGAAGAUGAACUGAGGCUUCUGAUUAGGGAGUUUUCUCCAUUGUACUAUUACGUCCUCUCUCUUAGAUAUGAAUAUUGGCCUAACCACUUUGUUCUCAGACAUCAGCAGUCUGUGUUCUUGUAAUUACAUUAUUAUAAGUGAUGAAACUGCUGAUGAAAAAAAUGGUAAUGUUACUGUGUCUUCAUGAAUGUGGCACGUGGUUUCUCAUUGGGGAUGUGAAUCGUACACAUUUAGCAGGAGUAAGAUUAUUAUUAUUAUUACAGUCAUAUCCUCUAUUUUUAUAUGCUAAGUCAACAGCUGCAGGAGUUAUUUUCAGAUUAUAGCGCACUCAAACAAAAAAUGAAGCAAAACAGUACAGAGGCAUGGAAUGUACACAGAUAUGUAAGGUAUUCUGCUAUGUAGUAUAUGCAGGACAAGCAUAACUUCAUAAUAACACAGAAUGUCACAAAGUAUUAUAACUACCAGUUAGCUGGAUUGAUCAAAAGACUGACAUUAGGAAAUAAUUGUCAAAUAUACCGAUGAUGUUACAUAUUUCAUUUGUGACAAAAGCUCAGCAAACAGAAAGACAUCAUUAUGUGAAAAAAAGUAUAAAAUGCCUUAAAAAGUCUUCUGUUCCUGACUGAACUGUGAUGCCAGCAGUUUCUAAAAGCAAAGGGACAUGUAAUACACAAUGAUAAAAUGAUAACAGUAAUAAUGAUAAUUGUGUUUUGUUCUGAAUAUCAUAGUUGAUGAAUAGUACACAUUUUAUUUUAGUGUGCUAAUAUGGAGUUUGUUGAACGUAACUAAAGUUGAACACUACUGUCUUCUGAGGUGUGAUGCCAUGUCAUCUGGUAGAUCAUUAAGAGUGUUUUUGGAGGAAUGUCUUGCCUUAGUUUCCACUCUUCUGCCCUUCAGAUGAGGUGGCAGAUACCGCCAAAAUAUUGGUAUCUACCAGAUUACAUAGGAUCACAUCCAAGAAGGCAGUACUCUUCACAGUUAUGCCAUGAGAGAAGUUAAAUUAAGACUAUUUCAAUAUGAAACGGGCGAAUAAAAGGGUAUUAUGGAUUGCCUUAUUAAAUGUUAUCAUUGUAAAAGUUGUUAAGGAGGAGUCUGUUAUGUUUGUUUAUGUUUUCUUUUUAAUUUCAGUUUUGGAAUGUUUUGUGAAGUAGUUAAAUGUGUUGGUUUGGAAAAUUAGUUGGUGAUUACAGUGGAGUCUCUGUAUGUUGUUGUUUUAAUAUAUUGUACAUUGUUUUGGAGUUAAAU